Misgurnus anguillicaudatus (oriental weatherfish) is the source of this 4817-nucleotide messenger RNA. The record is from RefSeq and is a predicted model, not a curated record. Lineage: Eukaryota; Metazoa; Chordata; Actinopteri; Cypriniformes; Cobitidae.
CAGAAGAUCCAAGUAAGAGAUGUCCUCUAGAUUGGAUUUAUUUACAAUAAAGGGAUCUUAAAAUCCAGUUAAGCAGGUAUGGCUGAUGAACAUGAUGUGGGAGAUUGUUCCUCUGUUGAAGUCCAGUGCUUGCUUCAGCCUGUGAGAUCAGACUAUCUAAACCCCAGCCAUGCGCUCAGGAACAGCGAGGAGUCUAUAAAUCGUCUCAUGAAAUUUAAAGAGUAAAAAAUAAAGAUUAGUCGCAUUGUGUAACAGUAUUUACUAAAUAACUGCUUAAUAAGUUGCAUGCAACACAAAUCACUUAUAUAGAUACAAUGGCUCCUUAUUGUUACAGUAGUAUGUAAAGAUGAACUGAGUUUACAGUUUGAAACCUUCUUCAGUGGAAAGAUUAAGUUAAUUGUUUUACUGUAUUUAAGCACUGCACUGCAUCUUUACUGCAUUUACUGUUAAUGCUUAUGUAGUAAUUUGUGCCAAUGGCCAUAUGUGUGAACUCAGCUGAUUAACAGAUUUAAAGGACUGAAAACUUUACUGAAUUAAUGUUUUUUUACUGCAGCUUACUUCAAUCGGUGAGAUCUGACUCUCUAAACCCCAGCCAUGCGCUCAGGAACAGCGAGGAGUCUAUAAAUCGUCUCAUGAAAUUUAAAGGGUCCAGCUUAUUUCAGCCUGUGAGAUCAGACUCUCUAAAACCCAGCCAUGCGCUCAGGAACAGCGAGGAGUCUAUAAAUCGUCUCAUGAAAUUUAAUGAUUCCAGCACAGAGCAGCAGGGGAGUUCAGCUUUUCCAAGUCUUAGCCAUGAGUUCAUGAAGGGCGAUCAGUCAAUGAAUCAUCAAUUGGAUUCAAAAGGAUCCAGCCCAGAGCAGCAGGGGAGUUCAGCUUCUCCAAGUCUCAGCCAUGAGCCCAUAAAGGGCGAUCAGUCAAUAAAUCAUCAAUUGGAUUCAAAAGGAUACGGGAUUGCCUUGUCUAUUAAAGAAGAAUUAAGAAACAAAUUUCAGUGUUUGCAUGAAGGAAAAUCAGAAAAGAGUGAUCUAGUACCUCUCAAUGAGAUCUACACUGAGCUCUACAUCACAGAAGGUUGGAGUGGUGAGAUCAAUAAUGAGCAUGAGGUGAGACAGAUUGAAGCAGCAUUGAGGAGAACAUCAACAAAAGACAGACAAAUCAAAUGCAAUGACGUCUUUAAGCCCUUACAUGGACAAGACAAACCCAUCAGAACUGUGCUGACAAAAGGAGUCGCUGGCAUUGGAAAAACAGUUUCUGUGCAGAAGUUCAUUCUGGACUGGGCUGAAGGGAAAGCAAAUCAAGAUAUUAAUCUCAUAUUUCCACUGCCUUUCAGAGAGCUUAAUCUGAUGAAGGACCAAAACGUCAGUCUUAUAGAUCUUCUAAAACUUUUCAUGCAUUUAGAACAGUUGGAAAUAUCUCAACCUGAAAGUAAAAUCCUUUUGAUAUUUGAUGGUUUGGAUGAAUGUCGUCUGUCUUUGAAAUUUGACAACAGCAUGAGGUUGUGUGAUGUAAAUGAAUCUGCGUCAGUGGAUGUGCUGGUGACCAAUCUGAUCCAGGGAAAUCUGCUUCCCUCUGCUCUCAUCUGGAUCACCUCCAGACCAUCAGCAGCUGAUCUCAUCCCGUCUGAGUGUUUUGAACGAGUCACAGAGGUACGAGGCUUCAGUGAUCCACAGAAAGAGGAAUACUUCAGGAAGAGAAUCAGUGAUGAGGGUCUGGCCGACAAAAUCAUCUCGCAUCUGAAGUCCUCCAGGAGUCUCUACAUCAUGUGUCACAUCCCAGUGUUCUGCUGGAUUUCAGUCACUGUUCUAGAGAAAAUGUUGAAAGAAUCAGAAAGUGGAGAGAUCCCAAAAACUCUCACUCAAAUGUACACACACUUCCUCAUCAUUCAGAUAAACAUAAAAAAUGAGAAAGACUAUGAGAGGAAGGUUAGCGAUGAGGUGAUGAUUCUCAAACUUGGAAAACUGGCUUUUCAGCAGCUUCAGAAAGGCAAUCUGAUCUUCUACGAGGAAGAUCUCAGACAGUGUGACAUUGAUGUGCAAGAAGCAUCGGUCUUCUCUGGAUUGUGCACUCAGAUCUUUAGAGAAGAAUCAGGACUGUUUCAAGGAAAGGCUUACUGCUUUGUCCAUCUGAGUGUUCAAGAACAUCUUGCGGCUCUGUAUGUUUACCUCUCUUUUAUGAAUAAACAUAUAAAUGUAUUUGACCAGCCUAAGGUUUUACCCAACGUAUUGGCUUGCACACAUUGUUCACGCAAUUCAAUAUUUGCUUUGCAUCAGACAGUGCUGAGAAAAGCUCUGCACAGUGUCAAUGGACAUUUGGACCUUUUUCUUCGCUUCUUUGUGGGCUUCUCACUGGAGUCCAAUCAGAUUCUCUUGCAAAACCUUUUCACAGAGCCAGAAAGACUCUCCUACAGCAAAAAGAGAAUAGCCAAGAUGAUCAAGAUGAAGAUUGACGAAAAUCCUUCUACUGAGAAGUCGAUCAAUCUCUUCCACUGCCUGAAUGAAUUGAAUGAUCAUUAUCUAGUGGAGGAUAUCCAAAACUAUUUUGAAUCAGGCUUAAAAAUAAAUAAAACACUCUCACCCUCACAGUGGUCGGCAGUGGUUUUCAUAUUGCUGACCUCAGGGCAAAAUCUAGAUUUGUUUGAUUUCAACGAAUAUGUUGAGAAAAACAUAUCUGUAAAGGAAGUUCUUCAAAGACUUCAGCCUGUGAUUGAAACAUCGAGAACAGCAAAGCUUUUUGAGCAUAGCUUAACACAGAAAGACUGUGCCACUUUGGUUUCUAUCCUUACCUCAAAGACUUCAUGCGUGAGAGAGCUGAUCUUAACAAAAAGCAAUGUAAAGGAUAAAGGAGUGAAGCAUCUCUGUGAGGGACUGGAGAAUAAUAAGUGUCAGCUGGAGACACUAAUACUGGAGUGUUGCGGUGUUUCUGAUAAAGGUUGUGCUGCAUUGGCUUCAGCUCUGAGAUCAAACCCCUCACACCUGAGAGAACUGAAUCUGUCUGAAAAUACAUUGAAAAGCUCUGGAGUAAAGCUGCUCUCAGCUGAAUUGGGGAAUCCUCUUUGUAAACUUGAAAAAUUAGUGCUGAAAAAUUGUGGUAUCAAUCAUGAAGGCUGUGCUGCUCUUGCUUCAGCUCUCAGAUCAAACCCCUCACACCUCAGAGAACUGAAUCUGUCACAGAAUCAAUUUAGAGAUUCAGGAAUUAAUCAGCUCUCUGAUGCAUUGAAUUCUCCUAACUGUAAUUUGGAGAUAUUACGGCUGGUGAAUUGUAGUAUCACACAUGUAGGUUGUGCAGCUCUGGCUUCAGCUCUAAGAUCAAACCCCUCACACCUGAGAGAACUGAAUCUGUCACGGAAUAAAUUAGGAGAUUCAGGAAUGAAUCAGCUAUCUGAUGCACUGAAUUCUCCUAACUGUAAUCUGGAGAAAUUACUGUUGUUGAAUUGUGACAUCACUCAUGAAGGUUCGGCUGCUCUGGCUUCGACUCUGAGAUCAAACCUCAUACAUCUAACAGAACUAAAUUUGUCUUCAAAUCAACUUACAAACACAGGAUUAAAGAAGCUCUCUGAUGAUCUGGAGAAUGCUGUUUGUAAUCUUGAGAUACUACGGUUAAAUAAUUGUGGCUUCACAGAUGAGGGUUGUGCUGCUCUGGCUUCGGCUUUGAAAUCAAACCUCUUAAACCUAAGAGAGCUAAGUUUAUGUUGGAAUAACAUUGGUGACUCAGGAGUGCAGACACUUUUUGCUGCAUUGUUAAAUCCAAACUGUAAAUUGGAAGUUCUGCGGCUGAGAGAUUGUAAAAUUACAGAUGAAGGUUAUGUUACUCUUGCUUCAACUGUGAGAUCAAUCCCCUCACCCCUAAAAGAGUUGGAUCUGUCUCAGAAUACACUGAGAAACCCAGGAUUAAAACUGCUCUCUUCUGUACUGGAAAAUCCUAACUGUAAACUGGAGAUACUCCGUCUGGAGUAUUGUGGCAUCACAGAUGAAGGUUGUGCUGUUCUGGAAUCAGCUCUAAGAUCAGACACCUCACACCUGAGAGAGCUGAAUCUGUACAUGAACAAUAUUGGACGUAUAGGACAGCAGCUAUUGUCUGAUUUAAAGGAAGAUCCAAAUAAUACGCUGAAAGAAAUAAAAUAUUAGCCACAAAGUCAUAGAUGCUAAGAAUUUUAAGUAAGAAUUUUAAGUAAGAAUCUUAGAAAUAUGCACAUGACAAACACUAAAACCAGAAGUGCCAUCAUGAUUAUAAAAUAUUAAUUCUUUGUACCAUGUCUUUAAGGUUAAUUGUGAAUAAUCUCAUUAUUAAGAGUGUGCUCUGACACUGUCAAUGUAAAUAUGCAGAUACUCUUGACUUUUUAGUAACCUGCUGUGUAGAACAAUUUGUUUUAGAAGAAAAAUAAUAAUACACAUUUAAACAUAAUAUAAUUAUUAUAAACCUAAGUCAGAAUAUGAUGCUAUAUGUAACAAAUCUGUAAAAACGUGAUUUUGGUUUUUUUUUAAAGGUAACUGCACCCCAAAAAGUCAACACAAAUACAGUACUGUAAUUUGUAGGCUUAAGUUAGGCUUGAUGGAGACUUACAGUAUUUAAGUCAUACAGUAUGAGUACAUUGUCUUUACCUUAUUUAUUGAAUGAGUUAAAGUUUGUGACAUUUAAAACCAUGUACAGCAAUCAAGUACUGAAAAAUAAGUAAUGACCGAGUAUUGUUUAUAUAUUUUUUUAAACUUAAAUGUUGUUUUUAUUCAUAGUCUGACAUUUUAUUUAUUAUUAAGACUGUACUGUUUUAACUUUUAUAUAAAUAAAGUAAAUAUAUAAAAUGCAAAAAAACACAAAUAAAA